AUGUUUAAAUACGGUUCUUUUGCGGGUCUUUUCACUCGAUUUGGAGGAAUUCAAGCUAAGAGACUAUAUCAAAUACCAGUUAAACCAGGUAAAAAAAUCAUACCAGUAUAUCCAGCAGCUGAACCUAAUAUUGAACGUAAAUUGGUGUGUGAAAGGUUAUCUCAACAAGAUAUUGAAGAUAAACUGGACGUUACGAAAUGGAGGAGAAGAAUGUUAGGUAGAUAUCCUCCGGCACCUAAUGAAGUAUCUUUAAAGAUAAAAUCUGGUGAUAUCGUUCGUGUUGUUUAUGAUUCUAAUAAAUCAGACAAUGAUUCAUUUGUUGGUUAUGUUUUGGGUGUUGAUAGAAAACGUUUGAUCCAAGAUUCAUCAUUGCUGUUGCGUAAUCAAAUUAGUAAAACGUUUGUAGAAUUGAGAGUACCAAUGUUUUCACCAUUAAUUGAAAGAAUUGACAUAUUGAAGAGAACAGACGAUGUUCCUAACAAGAGGAAAAGAAGAAGAAACAAGCAUUAUUACAUUAGAGGCACUAAGUUGGAUGUUGGUGAUUUAGAAGCGAUGUUAAGAAAGAGAAGAUAA
Messenger RNA from Vanderwaltozyma polyspora DSM 70294, 573 nucleotides. RefSeq names its product mitochondrial 54S ribosomal protein bL19m (gene IMG1). NCBI's taxonomy places the organism in Eukaryota, Fungi, Ascomycota, Saccharomycetes, Saccharomycetales, Saccharomycetaceae. Gene Ontology annotation, biological process: translation. The transcript has a single exon. Gene Ontology annotation, molecular function: structural constituent of ribosome. Bases 1 to 573 code for a protein of 190 amino acids. The record is from RefSeq and is a predicted model, not a curated record. Gene Ontology annotation, cellular component: mitochondrial large ribosomal subunit; ribosome.